AUAUCACAGUUUCACAUAGGCCAACUUCCUGCUAUGAGAGAUGUGCUUCAGUAGACCCAAUGAUAAACUUCGCCGCAUUAAACUGCGCUGCGCAAGAGUGAACGCGAGAGUCGAGGCGGUGGGCAAGUUAAGAUAGGCAAACGUAUUUCCUGUACUGUGCCUGAUUCUACAUUGUUGUCUUGCCUACUAAGUGUAAACUCACAAGUUGUUAAAUCAGCCCCUGGAAAAUGCAAGCCAUCAAGUGUGUGGUGGUUGGAGAUGGUGCUGUGGGAAAGACAUGCCUGCUCAUCAGCUACACAACCAACGCCUUCCCUGGAGAGUACAUCCCCACAGUGUUUGAUAACUACUCAGCCAAUGUGAUGGUGGACAGUAAGCCAGUGAACCUGGGACUGUGGGAUACAGCAGGACAGGAGGACUAUGACAGACUCAGACCUCUGUCCUAUCCUCAGACGGAUGUGUUCCUAAUCUGUUUCUCUCUGGUGAGCCCAGCAUCGUUUGAGAACGUCAGAGCCAAGUGGUACCCUGAGGUACGACACCACUGCCCCUCCACGCCCAUCAUCCUCGUGGGCACCAAGCUGGAUCUGAGGGACGAGAAGGAAACCAUUGAGAAGCUGAAGGACAAGAAGCUAGCGCCCAUCACCUACCCACAAGGCUUAGCACUAGCCAAAGAGAUAGACUCGGUGAAGUACCUGGAAUGCUCUGCCCUGACCCAGCGGGGGCUGAAGACGGUCUUUGACGAGGCCAUCCGAGCAGUGCUGUGCCCCCAGCCCACCAAGGUGAAGAAACGACCCUGUCUACUCAUCUGAUCUCAGACCUGUGGAUACACCAAGAGGGAAGGGCUCAGGAAUCACACAACAGCAAAUGUUGAUUUUAGUUAAAUACAAAGUUUGUCAGUUUUACAAAGUGGUCUAAUGUUCAGAUGAGUCAACAUAUGUAGUGUUGAGUCUUGCCAUCUGUAGUGUAUAUCCAGCUAUAAUUACAGUAUAUAGUGUAUGCCUCAAUCCCAAAUGAAUGGAAGAUAGUUGGACCGUCGAAUUGUACCAUUACAGAUGGUGCCGACCUUUCCCACUGAUUAGGGAUUCAGGCAUAUAGCUGGAUCUACGAUUCUUCUCAAUGUUAGACCACUGUUCAGGUCUGAAAACAACCAUCAGACUUUCUGGAGCAUCAAUAUAAAUGUCCUUCAUAUUUUCAAGACAAAUCCUGGAUAUGUACACAUGGAUAAGUGUUUUAGAUUCAUAUAUUGGUAUUUGGUUUUGGUUUCUUACUCAUUUUCUCAUACAUUUCUUCUAUAUGGUUUGUUUAUGCAGUGACUGGUCCUUACUGUACAAGAAAGACACUGAAAAAUACAUAGACCAAACAUUACAGUGUGUAUAGUCAGAAAUGUAUUGGACCAUCCUAAUGUAAGAAACUUUCUAAAAUGAUCAUGUUGUUUACUCUAUAAGAUUUAUUUUUCAUAUUUUGACAUGAUACAGCAUUCUACUAUAUUUCUAAGGUACCGUAUUACUUUUCUCUCUAUUACAAUUUAAUUUAACAC
Salmo salar (Atlantic salmon) is the source of this 1534-nucleotide messenger RNA. Its product is annotated as ras-related C3 botulinum toxin substrate 2. Gene Ontology annotation, biological process: small GTPase-mediated signal transduction. The record is from RefSeq and is a predicted model, not a curated record. Gene Ontology annotation, molecular function: GTPase activity; GTP binding. Lineage: Eukaryota; Metazoa; Chordata; Actinopteri; Salmoniformes; Salmonidae.